GGCCUCGUCCUUGUGGCUUAAUAUGCCAUCUUUUUAGAGAGACUAUACAGGCACUUCCGAGUUACCACCCGGGAGAACUGGUUUGUUUUUAAGGUACUUCGACGAGGGACGAUACUGGGAAAAAAUAAUGCCACAUUUCUUGUGGCCCGAGCCGCUGUCACCCGCACAACUCAAGCGACUAGAGGAGCAUAAAUACAGCGCCUCGGGUCGCUCCCUAUUUGAGCCACCGUGUCAGAUUUAUUGGAACUGGCUGGUCCAGCAAAUACCGACAUGGAUCGCUCCAAACACACUGACUAUUGUUGGACUCUUAGUCAACAUCCUGUCCACGGUGGUGCUUGUGUAUUAUUGCCCCACAGCAACAGAAGAGGCUCCAUCAUGGGCCUUCAUCCUGUCUGCUCUGGGCCUCUUCAUCUAUCAGUCUCUGGAUGCUAUUGAUGGGAAACAGGCCAGGAGAACAAACAGCAGCUCACCCCUCGGGGAACUCUUUGACCACGGCUGUGACGCCGUCUCCACAGUUUUUGUUUCCGUGGGAACAUGCAUUUCAUGUGGAAUAGGAAAGUACCCAAACUGGAUCUGGUUCUGUGGAUUUAUUGGGAUGUUCAUGUUCUUCUGCGCUCAUUGGCAGACUUACGUAUCAGGGACGCUUCGCUUUGGGCUGGUUGACGUCACGGAGGUGCAGUUUGCCAUCAUGAUCAUGUACCUGAUGUCUGCCUUCGGAGGCGUGAGCCUUUGGCAAACUUCGUUGCCCGUAAUUGGACUGCAGCUGUACGCCUUCCCCAUCAUGGGCAUCAUCGGGGGCGCCCUGUACUCCUGCUACAACUACUUCUAUGUGAUUUUGAACGGAGGAGUUGGCAAGAACGGCUCCACUGUGGCCGACACCAGCGUGCUGAGUCCUGGUUUGCACAUUGGCCUCAUCAUGAUGCUGGGUUUCAUCAUUUUCAAGAAGUCGUCCAGCCAUUUAUUUGAGCACCACCCCUGCCUCUACCUGCUCACCUUCGGCAUGGUCGCCUCAAAGAUCGCCAACAAGCUGGUGAUUGCACACAUGACCAGGAGUGAGUUAUACCUUCCAGACACAGCUUUUAUCGGGCCAGGCCUCCUCUUCCUCAACCAGUACUUUAACAGCUUCAUUGAUGAACACAUCGUCCUCUGGAUCGCCAUGGUCCUCUCUUUUCUGGAUCUGAUGCGCUACUGCGCAGGCGUGUGCCUCCAGAUCGCCUCCCACUUGCGCAUCCGGGUGUUCAGCAUCACGCCGCCGAGCAACGCCCACCGUGACUGACGGCUUGCCCGGCGGGAGGAGGCAGGGGGAGACGCAGAUUUCUCCCCGCUCCUGAAAGCAGACGAUGACCACCACGAGGAGGAGAGACCCUCGACCCAGAGCCGCUGCAGCCUCGACAAAGUUACCACUUCUGAUUAAAGCUGCUCAAGAAGGAACAAUUCAACCGACCCAACACUAGAAACCAAAAAAAACAAAAAAAAAGAAUCAGUUUCUUUUAAAAUUCUUUUUGGAGAAGCCAAUCAGUUUUUAAUUUGAGCAUCAAUGCAUGUUUUUAGAAAUUGAAUUUUAAUUUUACAUCUAAGAAGCAUUUCCUGCUCAUUUGAUCUAAAAACCAAAAGUUUUUCAUAUUUUGGGGAAACAAAGCAUUUUUAUCUGCUUUAAACUUAAAGGCAUGGAUUUAGUUUAACAUUAAUUAAUAAAGAGUCACCAAAACCUCUAAUAUCAAACUAAUCAGUUUUUAUUUGAACAACUUGUCUUUGUAUUUAUUAAAUGCUUCAUUUGACACGAAUUACAGCUUUAAAUUGCAAAAGACAAUAAAACGAAUGACCUUUAAAACCUCAAACUCCAAUGAAGUGUCCGAUGUGAACUGGCAGGUUGUAGACGAGCUCUGUGAAAGGUUAAAGGUCACAUGUUGAUGCUGAAACAGACGACGGUCAUCCUUUAGGUUUACCACAAACACCACUCCAAACUUUAUAACCCGUUGCUCAUGUUUUCCUGGAAAUAUUGAAUUUAAACGCACCGACCUGGACCGGCUGAGUACCGUCGACCGAUGAAGCAUCAACACUCGACUUGUUCUGCUUUCUCAUUUCCUCUCCCUAAAGGGCUAAGAUUAAUUAUGUAUGAUUAUACAGAAAUGAACUGAA
Molecule: messenger RNA, 2139 nt
Organism: Nematolebias whitei (Rio pearlfish)
Lineage: Eukaryota; Metazoa; Chordata; Actinopteri; Cyprinodontiformes; Rivulidae
Gene: chpt1
Product: choline phosphotransferase 1
Exons: 8
Coding region: 128-1276 (382 amino acids)
Biological process (GO): phospholipid biosynthetic process
Cellular component (GO): Golgi apparatus; endoplasmic reticulum membrane
Molecular function (GO): diacylglycerol cholinephosphotransferase activity
Source: RefSeq, a predicted model, not a curated record